AUGAAAAUAAAAAAGACUCCUCCAAAGAAGUUGUCUGUACCUGUAAGUACUGGAAUUGCUUUACCUGUUUCUCAAAUACCGCCAAUCAAAAAUAUCAUACAACUUCUGACUGAAUGUCAAGACGAAGAAAUACCCAAUGUAGUAGCCUCUGUCAAAGAAUGGAGUUACCCGCGAGGGGACUUGUUUCACUGGAUUGGUGUUUUGAAUCGAUUCGAUACGAUUCUUGAAAAUAUUUGCCAGAAAUACAAGUUGAAAAAACUCCAAUCGUCACCGUUUACUACAGUAGAACAGAGUAUUAUAUUAGCAAUAUUGAAAUUUUCACGAUUACUGUUGGAGAAUUGUACCAAUAGAAAUCUAUAUAGCUCGUAUGAGCAUCUGAAUGAUUUACUAAAUACGGCUGAUAUUGAUGUAUUGGAGACGGUUCUUCGAUUAGUGCUUCGUCCUGCGCAAAGACUCAGUAAUCAAAGAGCACUCCGAACAAACUUCUCUAUUUCCCAUGAUCGCAUUCUUACCUUGGCUCACACUUGGGGCACCAAAGAAUAUGAUCUCGGAAUGAAGGAUCUCGCCUAUGACAAUGUCACUAUCCCGGAAGAACUAAAGACCUUGACAUAUCAAUUCUACCGUCAUCUCACACCUACUGAAGCUGCCACCGGGACAUCAUCAACGAAAAGAGACAAUGCUCAUGAAUUGGGCGAAAGUGAUACAGACAUUCUGAAAAAUGUUGUCGAAGAAUAUGAAGUACCUGAAGAAUUCCAUUUUGCUCUUUUAAAUCGAAUCAGAAUUGCGACAAAAAUAAAUGAUAGUGCAAAAAGAAAACAAUUAUUGAUAAUUAGGAUACUUGCUAUUGCUAUAAUGGCUCAUGUGAUCCCGGAACAUGUCGCACAAUCUAAACUAUUUCUAUAUGAGCCUGAUAUUGUUGCAAAUUUAGCGGAGUUGGUGCAUCCUGAACAAAAGAAUGCUCCUGAAAGAAAGGAAAUUCAAACUGUUGCUUUUUAUGCGCUUGAUGGCAUUAGUCGUUAUCGCUCCAAAUUGGGUGAGGCUUUAACCGCGAUAAAUGCAUCAGCCAAUCACGGAGUACUUUUAUAUUUACUGCGACGAAUUAUUGCUGAUCUUGAGAGCGAAAGUCCAAAAUAUCCACAAGAAUAUUUGGAUGCUUUAUUCGCGUUGAUCUCUUGCAUAAUCUCGACGCAAACAGGUGGAACGAUGGUUAUUUCCGCUGGAAUAGUGCCAACGCUCCUUCAAUUGUUACAUAACAAGAAAAAUGGACAAGAAAAGAACGUAACCAAAGCUGUCGUUAUAUUGGAUAGUCUUGUCUAUGGAUUCACCACGUCAUUCAAUACAUUUUGCAAUGCCAAUGGUGUUAACAUCCUCGUUGACCGAAUCAAGGGUGAAGUUAAUUUUGACAUCGAAUUAGCUAAUGAGAUUCAAGGUAAUUCCAUGGAGGAGAUCAGAGCAAGUCGCGCAAUAUCGUCUACAUUUGGCACAAAGGACGACGAAUUUAUUCUACCUUAUGAAAGAUCAUCUUUGUUAAAAUCGAUGUUCAAGUUUGUUCUGCAUAUGAUGCAAACUUCUGGCACGGCAGACGGAUUACGUAAUUUAAUUGAGACGUCAUUGCCAGAGUCAUUGAACAAAGUUUUAGAUCAUCCCAUUUUUGGAAGCAGUAUUUAUUCUCUCGCCAUUCAUUUGAUGGCGACUUUUAUUCAUAAUGAGCCCACAUCACUACCUAUAAUGCAAGAGGCUCGACUUCCACAAACUUUCUUGAGUUCAAUAAGCACAGAGAUUCCGACUUCAGUUGAUGUCCUCCAACAAAUUCCUAAUGCAUUUGGUGCAAUAUGCUUAAACGCACAAGGCCUAGAAAUGUUCAACGAAGCCAACCCAAUCAACAAAUUCUUUACAAUAUUCACAUCACAAGAACACGUUAGAUCCAUACAAGAAGGCGACAUCGCUUCUCACCUGGGAACAUCGAUUGACGAGUUAAUGCGUCAUCAUCCUAGCCUGAAACCGGUCGCUAUGAAUGCCAUAAUAGAUAUGUUAACACGUAUCGUUGAAAUUAGUCAAGGCGGUGUUGUGCCAAUUAACGAUGAUAAUAGUAAACUGCAUCAUGUGUCAGUUGCUGGCACAGCGGCGAGUGAUGAGUCGGCGGUGGCCGGAACUUCGCGCGUUACUGAUGUCACGAUGGUAGAUUCAACAACAGAAGCAACUAGUAAACCUGAAGACAAGAAAGACAAUUAUGUGGUUUCUCUUAUUGAGGUUUCAGCCAAGUUCUUGGAUGGCCUCUUUCAAAAUUCAAGCCAUUGCAAAGAUUUUUUAAAACAAAACGGGCUAAGCAUCAUCAUCAAAUUCUACUCUCUACCGACGCUUCCAUACGAUUUCGGAAACACUCCAGCUUCAUAUGCUUUAUCGAAUUCGAUGCGGCUAAUCGCUGAUGUUGAUUCAAAAAGCUUUGUCAAGUGUGUCAUAACUGAACUUAAUUCUGCACUUCAGAAUGCAAAAAUUUUUUUGGACAAUGAAAAAGAUGCUGUCAUCUUCGAUUAUAUUGAUCUGAAUGAUAAAGAUCCGGAGACAAUAGAAGCAGCAAAUAAGACAUUCAGAUCUCUGGUGACGCUGUACGGUCUAGUAGGCUUGUUAUCAGAUAUUUAUUACACACCAGGAUUUUCACAUAGCAAAAGCUCGCCUUCUGUGAUCGAAGCCUUUGUGGGAGACAACGAAGUCUUGCCCGCGCUUGGAAAGCUUCAUCGAGUAUGUAUCUGGGAGAACGUGAUCCUAAAAUCCAAAGUUCCAAAGUCAUGGUAUAGUACUCCAAAUAAACUACGAAAAUCAUUCGCAGUUGCCGAGUCUUCGAUUUUCGGAGUGCCACCCUUAGAUGACACGGAUAAAGAUACCGCUACUGGUGCCAGUACUGCUGCUGGUGGUGCUACAGACGUAAAUGAGCCACCAGUUGACCUAAAUAAUAACAAAGUCAAAAAUACGAAAGCUUUUAAAUUCUUGGUUUCCCAGAUUCCGACGUGUCUUACACCUCUAUUUCAAGGGUUGACAAAAAUGCUGUUUAGUCGUAAAUCUCCUGAUGCCUACCAGAAAAAACAAGCGUUCAAAGUUUCUGAUACUAUUGCCGAAGUGCUUCGUGAUCAUUUAGUUGGGAAAAGUCAAGCGGCUAAUGAUACCAACAAGUAUAAUUAUCUUUCUAGCAUGCUUAGCUUAUUAUCACUUCUUUUCCUGGAUGAACGCAAUCAAGUGGCACUUCAAACUAUGCUGGUCGUUUCGUUCGAAAGAGUAGGUGGAAUCGAUAUAAUCUUCCAAUUACUUCGUAAAUUCUGGGAAGAAGCCGAAGCAAUCCAAUUCAUGGAGGAUUACACACUCAAUCCCGAAGACGGGUCAAAAGAAAAACAAACACGAAUCCACGACUGUCUAGAAACCACGCUAAAGCUCUUCAAAUCCGUAACUUCAGCAAAACUAUUACGUGAUUCUCCACACACUUCAGCGUUGACAUCGAAAGAUCGUGAUCGUGGGACAGCUGAUUUCUUUGAUCCUACCGAGUUUCUUAUUAAUAUCAGAUCCAAAGUUUUCCCUGUGAUUAUCGAUCUUUGGCAAAGCUCUUAUUUGGAGAAAGCUCCGGCGAAUAUAGUUAAAUCUGUAAUUGUAAAUACGGUUCAAAUUUUGAAGGGAGACGGGGAGGUUAAUCAGCGAGCAGAAGGAUCAUCCACAAGUAGCAGUAAUCCGGUUCCAAAUCCCUAUGUAUUCGGCAGGAAUUUAGUCCCAGACGAAGCAAGAAUUCAACAAUUAAUUGAUAUGGGUUUCCCGCGUUCAGCUGCUGAAACUGCAUUAUUACGUUGUAAUAAUCAUGCCGAUACAGCUGCCGAAUAUUUGGUCACACAUCCAGAAAUGGUAGCCGCGGCUGUCUUCGCUGCAGCAGCAGAAACAUCCGAGGCCAAUGAAAGGAACAAUAAUAACAAUGACAAUGAAGCUGGAUCAGCAUCAAAUGCCGAAGAAAAUACACAAGGAGAAACACGCAAUGAGACUCAAUCGGAGACAAUUUCUGCGGAACAAACAAUCACCUCGGUUGCUAGUGCUGAAGAUGAAGAUGAUGAAGGCUCGUCUAACGAUGACCAAACUGCUCUUGAACAAGCAUUAGCUAUGUCAAUGCAAGCAGGUGCCGAAGAUAUUGAUCAAAAUGCUUCAAUUCCGAUGGAUAUGGAUCCUGUCGCCAAAAAAACGGAAAAAGGCAAAGGAAAAGAAAUUUCAAUAAUAGAGCAAUUCAAAUCAUUGCGCGAAAGUAUUAAAGAGACUGCAGCUCAGCGUGCACUUGAUCUUUUGACAAAAGUCGAAGACAUCAUUUUCGAAGUUAGAGAAUUGUUUGUGUUGAUUGGUAAAGAAAAAUUCGAGAGCACCAUUGAACUAGUGUUCAAGAGUAUUGAAGAUGCUUCUAUUGAUUUACAGCUUGCCGAUACGCAACGCACCAAAAUCUUGGGCUCACGAUUACGACUUUUGGCACUUUUGCUUAAUGAAUCUAACAUUCAAGCUAAAAUAUCGACAAUCCCACUCUAUAUCUUACCAAUUGUUCUCGAUCUAAUUCUACAUGAAACUACAUUGUCGGUCGAAACUCCUUUGUCAAAUUGGCUUGCACCCGCUUUGUUAGUCGUGGAAGCAUUCAUCUCUUUAGCGGAUGAACCAACAUUUGUAUCACUUGAUCAUAAACCAGAAGACUCCAAAGACAAUAUUGAUGAGAUUGAUAUGAGUAGCGUUACAGUGACAAAUGAGCAAAGAUCAACUCUUUUAGGUUACACCUUGACCUUAUUUGAAAAACGAGACUUUGACAAAGACGUUCGCCAUGCAUUGCUUCGUAUCUUGGUUCGACUUACUCGUCGACAUUCUGAUGCAAUUGAAUUUGUCAAAAGAAAUGGUCUCCCAAUACUUUUUAAUCUGUUCAAAUCCAAAGCUCAUGAUUUCCAUCGCCAACAAGUGUUUAUUGUCAUGAUUUUACGACAUAUUGUGGAGGAUGCCCAAAUUCUCGAAUCUAUUAUGGAUCGUGAAAUAAAGAAUUGGUUCUCACAUCCUCGUCCUCGCAUUGUCGAUAUUAAUACUUACCUUCGCAGCAAUACUCAGUUCGCUUUACGUGAUCCACAAGUAUUUGUGCAAUCCACCAAGAAUGUGUGCAAAUUAGCGAAAUAUGAUUCUUCUGGAAGAAAUUCACAAAUUACUUUAAUUCGACCAGAAGCAGAUGAAGACAUUACAGUUAAUGAAGAGGAAAUGACAGAUGUUAUUCCGUCAACCUCUGCAUCUUCAGAAAAAGGCAAGAAAUCUGCAUUACCAAACACUGAAGGAUCUGAGAAUCUAGUGCAUUUUUUGGCAAAUGAGUUAAUAUCAAUACGCGAUCACACGCUGAAACAAACAGGUCAAGAGAAACAAACUACAAAUGAUGCUAGCAGCGGCUCCUCAUCAAUUCUUCUUGACUUUAAACCAGAAGAAAAUCGAGAAUAUCUCUCUCGUUGUUUCAUUCUUCAAUGUUUAACAGAAUUGCUUUCUUCAUACCCAUCAUGCAAAAUUGAAGUGGUUAAUCUUUCUCGUCGACGAACAAGCAUUGGUCCACAUACACCCACAAAACAUCAUCGCACUGCUCUUGUUAAUUACUUGCUAAAUGAUUUAUUGCCAUAUGGAUGUAUCACACAAACUACUGAUAUCGAAAUGCGAAAACGUCUUGGGCAAUCAAAAUGGACAGUAGCGUUCUUUGUGGCUCUUUGCUCGUAUAAUAAUGAACCUGAGGACAAAAAACCUAACCCAGAAAUUGCACAGGUUAGAAAAUUUGUUUUGGAAUGUAUUAAUCGAGCAUUUAACAAUGCCAUUCUUUCCAAUGAGCCACUUGAAGCAAAAUAUGGCAGACUUCUUGGUCUGGCUGAAUUGUGUUAUGAACUAUUGACUACUCGAUCUACACCCAAUAAUGUUAAUAAACCAAUCGAAGAUGGUCCUAAUAGCAUUGCAAAAUUAAUGCUUGACAAGAAGUUUGUUGAUACACUAACAAAUGCCCUGGCUGAAGUCGAUCUCAAUUAUCCAUCGUCGAAAAAUUUAAUAAAUGCUUUGUUGAAACCUUUUGAAUUCCUAACAAAAGUUGCAAUCAAAAUUGGUCGAACACCUGAAUCUUCAAGUAAAGAUGCUCAAGGACAGCCUCCUCGACGUGAUAGUAUUUCUUCUGUAUCCUCCAUAUCCAGUGGGGAAAUUCACGUCGAGGAUACACCAGACUUAUAUGUAAAUUCAGUUCUUGGUGCUCUUGAAGGUCGACUAAAUCCUGAACCUGAAAGCGAUAACGAUGAAGAAGGUGACGAUAUGGAAGUUGAAAUCGUUCGUCCACCAGUUCAACGUCAUUCUGAAAUGUCUGAUGAUGAUGACGAAGAUCCUGAGUUUGAAGUCACUCGAGAACCAGAUCGUCACCUCGCUGAAGGACAGCAUCACGAUGAGUCUGAAAGUGAUGAUGAAGACGACGACGAACAUGGUCAAAAUCAAUCACUGCCUUGGGCCACUGUUACUGAAUCUGUAAUGAUAGAUCAUGGAGAUAUUGAAGUCAUUGAAAACGAGGAAGGCCGCCGUCAUCGUCAUACACGACUUGAUCCAUUUGAUGAAUUAGGAGCACCGUCAAUACGCCCUCGUGCAUUAUUUAGCUUUGGCAAUAGGCGUCAUCGAGGAAUUUCUGCUCGUCGUGCAAUUCUAGAAGUUCAACCAGAUAGUCUUGAUUAUCUAUGGGGAGAUACAAGUGACCAAGGUCGUCAUGAUUUCCUCGGAACUGAACCCGAGCUUCCAGGUUUAGGUAGAAAUCGUCCAAUAACCACAAGCGUCGAUGAUGUAUCAUCACAUCCACUUCUUAUCAAUCGUUCUCCACCACUUCCUACAGUCUCGGGAUCAGAGCAGUUACGAGGCCGUAGCUCAAGAAAUGGUCCUUUAGGUGACUGGACACAAUCAAUCGAAGAAUUGAUAGGUGGAGGCGCAGUACAAUUAUUAGAACAACUUCUGAAUAGAGGACGAGGUUUAGGCGGCCCAUCAACAUAUCGUCUUGAAUUAAAUCCAGGAUCAACAGGGCUAGUUAGUGGAAUUGAAGUUGAUCGUAUGUUCGCGAGACCAAUAGUAACUUCGCAAGAUAGUGCAGUCACCACUCUUUCGGGAGAUCCAAUGGCAGCAGUUCAAGAAUUUAACCCUGCACCUACUAGUCAACGUUGGUAUGAUGAAGCACGAAUAAUCGCUUCUAUAACUGAAGACAAUCAAGCAGCAAUACCCGAACAGAGCACAAGUGGUAUAAUAGAGACUGAUGUUGUGAUCGAAGAUGCUCCCCCGAUUGAGCAAGAAUCGCCAGAAAUUGAAUUUACCGCUGCUAUGGAAGAACAGCCGUUAUUUAUAAUAGAAACAACUAGACCUCCUGUUAUUCCAGCUUCCAGUUCUGCAAUGGAAGAAGAAAUUACGAUUUCUCCAAUGGAAACAGCAGAAAAUAUGAUAGCAGAAAAUAUAAUAGCAGUGGGCACCACAACAUCAUCAGAAGUGACUUCUAAUUUGGACAUUGCAAUGGCCACAAGCGAAACCGGUGAAAAUCUGAGUGAAACUGCGAAUGCUCCGCCAGCACAGCCACAAGAAAGAACUACUGUUAUGGUGAAUGGCGAGCCUGUGGACAUCACAGACACCGGCAUAGAUCCGACUUUCCUCGAAGCACUGCCUGAAGAUUUACGACAAGAAGUACUUAAUGAACAUUUGCCGCGUCAUCGUGCAAGACCUGCUGCACCCGCUAGUCAAAUUAGCCCAGAAUUCCUAUCAGCUUUACCGGAGGAACUCCGCGAUGAAGUUCUUCAACAGCAACAAGAUCUUGAACGAGAACGACAGCAACGUGAACAACCAACAGCUGGAAUUCCAGCAGAAAUGGAUAACGCUACUUUCUUUGCAACUUUAGAUCCAAUACUACGUCAACAAGUACUAAUGGAGCAAGAUGAAAUGAUUUUACAAUCUUUGCCGCCUGCAAUGGUUGCCGAAGCUCAUUCUCUUCGUGAAAGAACAAACCGACGAUACACAAGUGUACGAUCAAGAACAACACUAGCAAAUGCUGCACCAUUACAUGCACCCAAAAAACCGACAGUACAACGUGACGCCAUGAAACUUGUUGACACCGACGGUUUAGCUACCUUGGUUCGCCUUCUUUUCUUACCUCAAGCGCUUGGCAAAAAUCUUUUACACAAACUGCUUUUGAAUCUAUGCGAAAACAGCAAAACUCGUGGUGAAUUAGUAUCGAUGUUGUUAUCGAUUCUUCAAGAUGGAAGCGCAGAUGUCGCGGCUGUAGAUAAAAGUUUUGCACAAAUGUCCUUAAAAAAUAAAGGUACACCAAAAAGUACACUAAAAGGAAAAGGUAACAGUGCUAAUAUACUUACGCAGAUCGCUCAAACAGCUGGUGAAAAUGUGCCAAAUUUAAUUGCGCAGCGGUGUCUAGAGGCUUUGACAUAUAUAGUGACCUAUAAUGAAGCAUCUGUAAAUUAUUUCCUGACGGAACAUGAACAAAUCGUUGGAUUAAAGAGGAGUAACAGCAAAAAAGGAAAAGAGAAGCAAUCAAAAGUUAUCACUAGCAAAUAUCCGGUUGUUGUAUUACUCAGUCUAUUAGAUAAACAAGUAUUCGUAAAAAACACCACUUUAAUGGACCAAUUAAUGCAUCUCUUGUCGUUUGUGUUGCGUCCUUUAUCAACAAUGGCAAAAUCUGAAUCAGCAAAAUCUUCACAAUCCAGUAAUGAACAUACGGGAGGAUCUUCAACUGCUGAAGCUGGUAAUUCGGCUGAUGCAGUCUUGAAUGAUCCACCACCUGCUACGGAACAAAACAACACGCAAUCCUCUAAUGAACCAAAUACUGCAAGUAAUAAUUCUCUUAAUGAGCCCACGGAUCUUCCUAAUGAGCAAAUUACUUCAAAUAACGAUUCGAAUAAUCUCAAUAGUAAUACAAAUCAGAAUAAUAAUGAGUCAGCGAAUAAUGAACAAGUCUCAAAUUCAAAUACCGAAAAUAAUAAUUCAAUAACAGCGGGACCAUCAAAUCCAAAACCCUCCCAGCCAGAAGCACCAACAUUAAAACCACCGGUAAUUCCCGAUCAUUGCCUACGAUUAGUAGUUAAUGUCUUGACUGCUGGUGAAUGUACAAGCAACACAUUUAAAUACACCUCGAAUGUGAUACAUUAUCUCUCAACAUUAAGUGGUGCUCGUGAUGUCAUUACAUCAGAAUUAGUAGAGAAAGCUCAAUCCCUGGGUAACGAUAUCCUUGAAGAUCUUGAUGAAUUGGCUCAAGUAUUAGAACAAGCAACUUCGGGAGUUGAUGUCCAGGGCGUAACACUAUCAAACUUCUCGCCUUCAUCUUCCAAACAAGCUAAGCUGCUUCGAGUUCUUAAAACUAUCGAUUAUAUGUAUUCAAAACGACAGCCACAGCAGCCAGCAACUACUCCUAGUGCACAAGUUGAAGUUGCUUUGGCACCGACUGUUGAUCCUGAACAAGCGGACACAAUACUACCAAGGACUAAAAUCGAUACCACUAAAUCAGGCACUAAAUUAACACAGGACGAAGAAAAAGUAAUGAACAUUUAUGAUGGUCUGCAGUUUACAGACCUGUGGAAGAAAUUGGGUCGAUGCUUAACUACAAUACAUGAAAAGUCUGAUAUGAUUCAUGUGGCGACUGUACUUCUACCUUUAAUUGAAUCACUGAUGGUUGUAUGCAAAUAUGUUGGAAUGAGACCUUUCACACCACAAACCGGCGAAACACUAACAACUACGAUAACAACACCAACAACAGCGAAAACUAAUGAAACCAUGGAUGAGUUGUUCUUUACAUUUACUGAAGAUCACAGAAAGAUUCUCAAUACCAUGGUCAGAAAUAAUCCUUCACUAAUGAGUGGAUCCUUCUCAUUGCUUGUGCAUAAUCCAAAGAUUCUUGAAUUUGAUAAUAAGCGGAAUUAUUUCACACAACAACUGCACAAACGACCAAGUGGUCGUGAACAUUAUGGCACCUUACAAUUGAAUGUUCGUCGACAAUUUGUAUUCGAGGACUCGUUCCAAUACUUGCAACGAAGAUCAGGUGAUGAAAUCAAAUAUGGAAAAUUGAGUGUUCGUUUCUAUGAAGAGGAAGGUGUGGAUGCUGGUGGUGUCACACGAGAAUGGUUCCAGGUGCUCGCCCGACAAAUGUUCAACGAGGAUUAUGCCUUGUUCAAGACUUCAAAUGCCGACAGACUUACUUAUCAACCAAACAGAGCUUCUUUCAUUAAUCCUGAACAUUUAUUAUUUUUCAAAUUUGUUGGUCGUGUAAUUGGUAAAGCUAUUUAUGAUGGACGAUUAUUAGAUGCUUAUUUCACUCGUUCAUUCUAUAAACAUAUUCUUAGCAAACCUGUUGACUAUCGGGAUGUCGAAGCCAUCGAUCUAGAAUAUUAUAAUAGUUUGGUAUGGAUAUUGGAAAAUGACAUCUCGGCAAUGGAUGAUUUGACAUUUAGUGUUGAAGAUAAUGACUUCGGUGUAACGAAACAAGUUGAAUUGAAACCGGGCGGUGCAAAUAUACGCGUCACUGAAGAGAAUAAGCGCGAAUAUGUGAAACUUGUAACAGAGCAGAAAUUGACAUUAGCAAUCAAAGAUCAAAUAGCAAACUUCCUUGCUGGGUUCCACGAAAUCAUUCCAUCACACUUAAUCAGUAUAUUCAACGAGCAAGAACUAGAGUUGCUCAUCUCUGGAAUGCCUGAUAUAGACAUGGACGACUGGAAAAAUAACACCGAAUAUCAGAAUUACACUGCGUCGUCACCACAAAUUCAGUGGUUUUGGCGAGCAGUUCGAAGCUUUGAUCAAGAAGAGCGAGCCAAAUUAUUACAGUUUGUCACUGGCACUUCUAAAGUACCGCUUGAAGGUUUUUCGGCACUGCAGGGUGUACAUGGUGUCCAGAAAUUCCAAAUACACAAAGAUUUCUCAAGUUCAGAUCGUCUUCCAUCAGCUCACACAUGCUUCAAUCAAUUGGAUAUUCCUGAAUACGAAAAUUAUGAACAAUUAAGGUCACAAAUGUUGCUUGCUAUCUCUGAAGGCACAACAGUAUAA
Messenger RNA from Ambispora gerdemannii, 11064 nucleotides. Lineage: Eukaryota; Fungi; Glomeromycota; Glomeromycetes; Archaeosporales; Ambisporaceae. The record is from the annotation of a GenBank genome assembly.